AUGGGCAUGUCCGGUGCUCCUGAUAGAACUCCUGGAAAGAUCGAGGUAUUUUUCAAGGCAAUGGGGCAAGUGAUUCCUGCUGAGACUGUUUGCGGAGACACUGUGCUAGAGGCUGCACACAAGAAUGGCAUAAGUCUUGAGGGCGCAUGCGAAGGAAACCUAGCGUGCUCAACAUGCCAUGUGAUUCUGGAGGAGCCUCUAUACAGAAGACUCGGAGAACCUUCUGACAAAGAGUAUGAUCUCCUGGACCAAGCUUUUGGAGGUACAAGCACAUCAAGGCUAGGAUGCCAACUAAAGAUAGACAAGAGCUUCGAAAAAGCCAUAUUUACGAUUCCUAGAGCUACGAAAAACAUGGCUGUGGAUGGAUUCAAGCCAAAGCCCCACUGA
Messenger RNA from Encephalitozoon hellem ATCC 50504, 387 nucleotides. RefSeq names its product adrenodoxin-like ferredoxin. Gene Ontology annotation, biological process: P450-containing electron transport chain. The transcript has a single exon. Gene Ontology annotation, molecular function: 2 iron, 2 sulfur cluster binding. Lineage: Eukaryota; Fungi; Microsporidia; Unikaryonidae. Gene Ontology annotation, cellular component: mitochondrion. The record is from RefSeq and is a predicted model, not a curated record. Bases 1 to 387 code for a protein of 128 amino acids.